AAACACACAUCCUGGAACAGAAGAAAGAAGAUUUUUGUAUUGACUUUCAGUUUCAUCAGAAUUCUCAAAAAACCACAGAAUUUUUCAUCCAGGCAGAAGCUGAAGCACUGAAACUUUCAGGUUGUCCAGUAACCAGUCAAGCAAGAGGAGCUCAAAGUGAUUGUAAUUCCAGUCCUGAAGAAUCAAGCACCGUAGAAAGAAAGGCUAACAGGAUGCCCUUUGAAUUUAUAUCCUCAUGGAAGCCUGCUGCAGAUUUAGGUGGAAAGACAGAAGCUGCAUUCCUUUUGAAAGAAUUGGACACUCUGAGGGCCAAAAAUAAAAAGCUUCAAGAUAAGCUGUCUGAAAAGGACAAGGAGCUGAAGACAAUAAAACUGGACUUAGAACUGCAAGAGAGAGCUACAGAAGCUAAGAUUGCAGAAAAGAUUGCAGCUCUGGUGGAAGAAGUUUAUUCUGCUCAACGGGAACGUGACGAGGCUGUCAUGGCAAGGCUUAGGUUAGCCAAUGAAGAGCGAGAUGAAGCAUUUCUACGAGUCCAGCGCUUAGAAGAGUCUCUCAAAGAGCUAGAAAAUAUUAACCCUGAAGAAAAUGACAUGACAUUACAGGAAUUACUGAACAGAAUAAACAAUGCAGACACAGGGACAGAUAUACUGAAGAAUGGAGCUAUAAUUCUGAAUCGAAUACACAGGACCAAAGAACAUAAAAAGAAAAUAAUAGCUGAGGAAAUGAAUGCAGUAAUAGAACAACGGGAUGCUGCUUUGUCUGAA
Pterocles gutturalis (yellow-throated sandgrouse) is the source of this 764-nucleotide messenger RNA. RefSeq names its product mirror-image polydactyly 1 (gene MIPOL1). The annotation marks the transcript as partial. Lineage: Eukaryota; Metazoa; Chordata; Aves; Pterocliformes; Pteroclidae. The transcript is spliced from 6 exons. The record is from RefSeq and is a predicted model, not a curated record.